Molecule: messenger RNA, 1584 nt
Organism: Metopolophium dirhodum (rose-grain aphid)
Lineage: Eukaryota; Metazoa; Arthropoda; Insecta; Hemiptera; Aphididae
Product: ninjurin-1-like
Exons: 3
Coding region: 364-1119 (251 amino acids)
Biological process (GO): tissue regeneration; cell adhesion
Cellular component (GO): membrane
Source: RefSeq, a predicted model, not a curated record
UUAAAAAAAAUGAUUUAUUGAAUUAUGUACCUAUAAUAGUUUAAUUGCAUUAUAAAGAAAUACUAAGAAAAUAUGUGAAUGAAAUGAUACAUUUGUUAUUAUUGUAUACGUAAUAACUAUAAUGAGUAAUUACUAAUUGUAUUGUUCAUUAAGUAAUAUUGCUCUUUAUAUAUAAACAUUAAACGCACAUGUUCUCAAGGUGAACAAUUUACGAUAUUGUUUGAAUAAAGUAACUAAACACAGGAAUCCCCUGCUACUAACAUAAUAAUAUAAUAACAUUGUUGCAAACUGAAUAUUGGAAAUCACGUCGGCAGGUGGACAUUUAUUGAAACCAUAAAUUCGAACAGAAGCUGAGCUAAAACAAUGCGUGCACGUCUUCCGUCCGACUGCAGUAUCGAACGAAAGGUCUUAAAGGAUCGAUAUCGAGUGCACACGAAUAAUAAUUUUAGGACCGUUGAGCCAAAGUUAAAACACAGGACUGCUGCAGGACGAACACCUAACGGAUCGACCGACAUUAAGACACGACAACUAGAGAUGAAUGAAAUAGUUGCUGCAAAUCGGAGUUCUGCAGUAGAUUUUUCGGCUGGUCACAAUAAUGCAAACGGUUCUGAAAUGUCAUCUGCAGUAAAUAAUCAAAAUGGCAAAAUACUUUCGGCAGACGACGACAAUUUAUUGCCAAACCAAACUGUUAUGGCCAAUGAGGUGAUCGGAGAUAUGGAUGAAGAUACACCAAAAGCAUUUAACUUAUACAGAAAUAAAAAGUUAUUGUCUCAUGGUAUGAUGGACGUGGCACUUUUUUCUGCAAAUGCAAAUCAACUAAGAUAUGUAUUAGAAAAUAGCGAUGGUACCGCCCUUUACGUCAUUUGCGUUGUGCUUUUGUUGAUUAGCAUAUUUUUGCAGAUUUUAGUUGGCGUAGCGCUUUUACUGAGUGCUCGGUACAAUGUGACCAAUUGUGACCAACGAAAGAUGGCAUUUAAAUUGGGAAACUAUGUCAUUGUUGGUAUAUUCCUCAUAACGGUGGUCAACAUUUUCAUAACAUCAUUUGGAGGUCCAACAGUAAAUUCACCUGCAAUAGUGUUGUCCACUCCUGUGACUGAGCCACCAAAUUUAUUAUUAUAGAUCCACGCUAAAGAUUUAUCACUGUAAAAUAUUAAAAUUAAUGAUAUUUUUAAUUUUUAUUAAUAAACAAAGUACAAACUAUACUCAUAUUGGCUAUUCGCACAUAUUUAUAUACACACAGGAAAUUAUAGCUCUUAAAGUUUAGACUUAUAAGAGGUAUAUAGUUGGAUAAGAAUUAAGGGCUCAACUAAACUAUCUAUUUAAAAUUUAAAUUAAAAAAAUAUGGUUCUAAAAUAUAUAAUGCUAGGCAAAAAAAUGUCAUAAUUUCUAUUUAGUCAUUACUUAAUAAUUAUUAAUUAAUAUAUAUUUUAAUAUUUUUCUAGCUAUGUACAAAAAUUGAAAAAUAAGUUUUUUUAAUCAAGAUUUAGUAAUAAGAAAUAUUUUGUUGAAGGGGGUCUCGAUUUCUAACACAUUUGUAAAAAUGUUAUUUGUAAGUAAAUAAAAAAUAAAUGGAUUGUAUUAAUA